Molecule: messenger RNA, 1503 nt
Organism: Medicago truncatula (barrel medic)
Lineage: Eukaryota; Viridiplantae; Streptophyta; Magnoliopsida; Fabales; Fabaceae
Product: 36.4 kDa proline-rich protein
Exons: 2
Coding region: 74-1090 (338 amino acids)
Source: RefSeq, a predicted model, not a curated record
UAAACCUCCUCACUCUCACUCAAUUCUCUUAAGUGUAUGACUUCAUAGUAAACUACACUACUUUCUUUAAAACAUGGCUAACUAUGCUAUAGCCAAUGUUUUGAUCCUUCUCUUGAACUUGAGUACCUUACUCAAUGUUCUUGCUUGCCCUUAUUGUCCUUACCCAAGCCCUAAACCACCUUCACACCACCCUCCUAUUGUUAAGCCACCAGUUCACAAACCACCAAAGCAUUCUCCUACUCCUAAACCACCAGUUCAUAAACCACCAAGAUAUCCUCCUAAACCAUCACCUUGUCCACCCCCAUCAUCAACACCAAAACCACCUCAUCAUCCCAAACCCCCAGCAGUACACCCACCACAUGUUCCAAAACCACAUCCACCUUAUGUUCCAAAACCACCAAUUGUUAAACCUCCAAUAGUACAUCCACCUUACGUACCAAAACCCCCAGUUGUGAAACCACCACCAUAUGUCCCUAAACCACCUGUUGUGAGACCACCCUAUGUUCCUAAACCACCAGUUGUACCUGUAACACCACCUUAUGUUCCUAAGCCACCAAUUGUUUUCCCACCACAUGUUCCUCUACCUCCAGUUGUACCAUCACCACCACCUUAUGUACCAACACCUCCAAUUGUGAAACCACCAAUUGUUUUUCCACCACAUGUUCCUCUACCUCCAGUUGUGCCUGUAACACCACCUUAUGUGCAACCACCACCUAUUGUAACUCCACCAACACCAACACCUCCAAUUGUGACACCACCAACACCACCUAGUGAAACACCUUGUCCUCCACCACCACUUGUACCUUAUCCACCACCACCAGCACAACAAACAUGUUCCAUUGAUGCUUUGAAGUUGGGUGCAUGUGUUGAUGUGCUUGGUGGACUCAUACAUAUUGGUAUAGGUGGAAGUGCUAAACAAACAUGUUGUCCAUUGCUUCAAGGACUUGUUGAUUUGGAUGCUGCUAUAUGUCUUUGCACCACUAUUAGACUUAAACUUCUUAAUAUCAAUCUUGUUAUCCCCCUUGCUCUUCAGGUUCUCAUUGAUUGUGGCAAAACUCCACCAGAAGGGUUUAAGUGCCCAGCUUCUUAAUCAUAUAUGCACAAAGCUAGUACAUUUAUAUUUUGAAGGAAUUCCAUGAAUAUUAGUUAGCUCGGAAUAAGCGUUUACAAGUUGAAAGAGAUGUAGUGAAAAAAUUGUCAUUGUUUCUCGUUCAAGUUGGUGUAGGGAUACCAGAAAUGAAGGACAAGAACGUAGUAGAAUUGUACUUUGAUGGAAAUUAUGUAACUGGAAGAAGACCAAAAAAAUAUUCUGCACUUCACGUAGUAGUCGUCGUCAUGCAUUAAUAUGACAUAAACUUUCAAUUUAAUUAUUUUCUGUUUCUAUCUUUUUGUCACUUUCUUUCAUUGCGUAUGAUGCUGUGUGUGUAUGUCAGCGUUUGUAAGUUCAACCCGUGAGUGCUUUGGGGAAAUGUAUAAUAAGUUCUUUUUAUAUUUUCUUCAAAA